Thunnus maccoyii (southern bluefin tuna) is the source of this 3357-nucleotide messenger RNA. It is a transcript of the gene bcl11bb, whose product is annotated as BAF chromatin remodeling complex subunit BCL11B b. Gene Ontology annotation, cellular component: nucleus. Lineage: Eukaryota; Metazoa; Chordata; Actinopteri; Scombriformes; Scombridae. The transcript has 3 exons. The record is from RefSeq and is a predicted model, not a curated record. Gene Ontology annotation, molecular function: RNA polymerase II cis-regulatory region sequence-specific DNA binding; DNA-binding transcription factor activity. Gene Ontology annotation, biological process: positive regulation of transcription by RNA polymerase II. The coding region runs from base 642 to 3158 and encodes 838 amino acids.
AGUUGCCGUUCCGCGCACCGAUGCCAAAACGCGCAGGAGGAGUCAGUGCCAAAGGGUCAUUUUAGCGCACCACUGCUGAAAUGGAAAAGGACUGAAGGGAAUCCUAGAAUAAACAGCAACCAUUUGACCCCAGAUGAUAUAUUCAUAACAUUAAAAUUAAGAAAAGGAAAAAGGAAAGGAGCCAAAUAACAGCCAAUACCCAUCACACCGGUGGAGCGCUCCGCACUUCAUCUGUCACCACGGUCGCCGCAGAGGUGGGCAGUCCAGGAUUUUUACCUAUCUGCAAAAGGUCAUUGCAAAAAAAAAAAUAUUACCUACCUGCGCAAAUAUCACCUCAUCGGCCGCCAGUAGCAUACUGCUUCCUAAAACUACACUUUGGCUUCCUCAAUCCAGGUGUUGCUACCUCCGAAGACGUGACUGACGCGCUGCAGGACUUUGUGGACAAAUUGGUCUUGCGCCCCGGUCCGUCUCUGUACCUUCCGAGCGCGCAUCAAAGUUACAGUGGGAGACUGUGUAGCGUAUAGUAAAGGGAGUGGGAGGGGAAAAAGUUGGUCACCUGCGAUCCAGAGAGGACCGACACCACGGUCCAAGCCGACUCCAAGUGCCGUUCACCGGGCGAUGCCAGAGUAAAUGCCGGGGCAAUGUCCCGCCGCAAGCAGGUGAACCCGCAGCACUUGUCGUUGACGCACAGGGAGACAAUAGGCCUACAAGAGGCCAAUCAUGAUUCAGGGGCAGGAUCUCCAUCUCCGGAGCCCUCCACCCCCAGCCCUCGGAGGGUGGGACCCGGGGAGCAUGAUCUGCUGACCUGUGGCCAGUGCCAGACCAACUUCCCUCUGGGCGAUAUCCUUGUUUUCAUUGAGCACAAGCGGCGUCUUUGCCGGGGGCCUGCAAGUGGACGGGGGUCCUUCUCCAAGCCUGGGGAGACUGGUGGAGCUACAGGCCUUACCAUCUCUCCCAGGGCCAGGUCUCUGGAGCUGGGGAGAGGGCCCAUUCCGGUGGAGGUGGGCAUCCAGGUGACCCCCAGAGGAGAAGAGGAUGUGCAGAGGAGGCUGACGCCGGCCAAGGGGAUCUGCCCCAAACAGGAGAGAGGAGAUAAAGAUGAGCCAUCCAGCUACAUCUGCACUAGCUGUAAGCAGACCUUCACCAGCGCCUGGUUCCUGCUUCAGCAUGCCCAGCACAUUCAUGGCAUCCGCAUCUACCUGGACAACCACCUAGCUAACUGCUCCCUCACUCCCCGCAUGGCUCUGCCUCCACCCCCAAGUGCUGAUGCCCUUCCCCGCUCCCCUCUCCCCACUUUCCUUGGUGACACCAACAAUCCAUUCCAUCUCCUCCGCAUGGCUGCGCCCCUGCUCAGGGAACAUCCCCCUCCCCCGGGGUUUAUGGAGACCCGGUUGCCUGCAACACCACCCUUUGUCAGCCCUCCGCCUCCUCCAAGACCCCCUCUAGAGCGGCUGGGCCCAGAGGAGAUGGGGCUGCUGUCCCAGCACCCCAGUGCCUUUGAGAGGGUGAUGCGGAUGACCCCCAUGGAGCCUCCUUCCAUGGACUUUUCCAGACGUCUAAGGGAACUGGCUGGCAACACGACCAAUAACGGGGGACCCACUCCUCCUCUUUCGCCAAACCGCGUGCCACCCAUGCAUCGCCUGCUAAGUCCCACACUUUUCCAGCCUGGAUCCAAGCCCCCAGCCUUUCUCACCUACACCCCGCAGCCACCCAUCUCACAGGGGGCACACGGUUCCUCUAGUCCUCCUGACUCCCAGGGUCAGAAUCAGGCCCCAGGGAAAUCCAAAUCUUGUGAGUUCUGUGGCAAGGUAUUCAAGUUCCAGAGCAACCUGAUCGUCCACAGGCGUAGUCACACAGGAGAGAGGCCGUACAAGUGUCAUCUAUGUGAUCAUGCUUGUUCCCAAGCCAGCAAGCUCAAGAGGCACAUGAAAACACAUAUGCACAACAAGUCUGGGUCCAUGGGUGGCUCCCCAGAACAGGGAAACAGAGGAGAGGGAGGAGAGGUUGAAGACAAGAGUAGGGAAGGAGAUUCAAGAGGUAUGGGGAUGGACAAUGAGGAGGAGGAGGAGGAAGAGGAGGAAGAGGAAGAGGAGGAAGAGGAAGAGGAGGAGGAGUUGAGGAAUGGAAGUCGGCCAGAAUCCAACCUAAGUGAGGACUCCCAGGAGUUCAGCCAGAAUAGGGAGAAUGGCCCCAGACAGUCUCCCGAGGAGAAGCCCCUGAGCGGGAAUAGAGUAAGUGACAGUGGCGGGGUGAGCAUCAUGCACCCAUACAACCAUCUGGACAAUCACCUUAGACUUAACCCUAACAAGAGAAGCCUGGAGAGACAACCUAACGGAGAUGGUGGAGAGAGGGAUGAAGCAGAAAGAGACAGAGAGAAUGACAGGCAGCAGCAAAGAGAACGGGAUGAGCAGGAGGACCAGAGGCCUGUGAUGAACGGCAGGAUCAGCGUAUCUGAAGCCGAAUCCUUCCCUGGGCUUUUCCAGCGUCGGCCCACCCCCAUCACUAGCCCAAGCCCCUCCAACAACAAGAGGAUCAAGAUAGAGAAGGAACAGCUGGAGCUUCCACCAACCAUACCCCUUAUCUCCCCGGAGAAUGUCUACUCUCAGCUCCUGGCUGGCUACGCUGCUUCACGCCACUUCAUCAGAGAGCCCUUCUUGGGAUUCACCGAUUCCCGCCAGUCCCCCUUCGCCACCUCCUCCGAGCACUCCUCCUCCGAGACGGGUAGCCUCAGAUUCUCCACUCCGCCUGGGGAGCUGAUAGAAGGAGGGAGCGCAUCAGGCCGCAGCGGCAGUAGCACCCCUCACCUCCUGCGGGGACCCGGACCCGGCAGGCCCCCGAGCUCCAAGGACAGGAGGAAUGACACCUGUGAAUACUGCGGCAAGGUGUUCAAGAACUGCAGCAACCUGACGGUGCACCGACGUAGCCACACGGGGGAACGGCCCUACAAGUGUGACCUGUGCAGCUAUGCCUGCGCCCAGAGCUCCAAGCUGACACGCCACAUGAAGACCCACGGGCAGUUUGGAAAGGAGGUGUACCGCUGCGACAUCUGCCACAUGCCCUUCAGCGUCUACAGCACGCUGGAGAAACACAUGAAAAAAUGGCAUGGUGAACAUUUGAUGGCCAGCGAGGUCAAACUGGAGCAAGCGGACAGAGGUUAAGCCAGCAACCAUUAGUUAUACAGCCUACAGUGUACACAAGCAAACACUCUCAUACACACACAAGCACAUACACAUGCGCACACAAAUUCCCGAUAACCACUUCUUCAGCUAUGGGGCUUGGCUGGAUAAUCUCUCUCUUAAAAAAAAAAUUGAGACUGAUUGAUGUUAAUCUUUUUUUUUUUUUUUUUUUUUUUUUUUU